GGAUUUGAUUAGGUAACCAUAUUAAUUGUUGCACAAGAAUCUUGUAAAUUCCUGUUUUAAGUUUUCUGAUUUAAAAUUUACGUCUAUAUUUCACAAGAAUAAGAGACAGACUCUAAAUCAUUUUUCUUUCCUUACGGCUUAGAAUUGUAUAAAUUAGUCAAAUGAGUAGCAAGAAAUUGGGAAAAAUUAGUGGCCGAGGUAGCGGCGGUUCCGCUCGUCAGCAAAAUGAACCAAAGAAAACUUUACCUAGGUUUAUUCCAGCUGGAUAUGAAAUGGAUGAAGAGCUUGAAAAAUACUCACCAGAAGCUCCCUUUCAUCAUGGAUUCUCAAACUUGAGUGAAGUUCCUUAUGUUUUGGAAAAAGCUGAAUUAUGCUCUGACGAUGACUCAGUUGAGUCUUUGGCUGGAUUUAGUUUUGGAAAUUACCUGCAAAGCGAUAAUAGUAAAGAGCGAAACAGCAAUGAAGAAGUUUUAGAUGCACAGGAAUUUCUUUCACCAUUAAAUCGAUUAAUACACGAUUACAAGAGAAUCACUGGUAAAAGAAAAUAUCCAGAAAAUUUAGAACAACUUCAGGAAGAAAUAGGUCGAACCGAUAAUGUAACAAAUAAUGAAUGGGUGAGGAAAAUUUUAGAAAUAUGGGGAACUGAUCGAAAAAAUUUCUCAGAGCAAAAAUUAACAAACUUGUUAAAUAAAUGUUUCCAAGAAGUGGUCAAUCCUUAUUCAACAGCCAUUUAUCUAUUUUAUAAUGCUUUACAACCUGGCCAAAACCGAAAUAAGUAUAAAAAAUAUCUAAAUCGCUCCAUUCAGGAAAAAGCAUUUUUGUUUACUUUGAAAUGUAGAGUUGUGCUUCAUAAGAUAGUAAAAAGCUUCGAUUUAGCCAAUUCAAACAACCUAUUUUUGAUACCUCAUAUUAAUGUACUGCUCAAAAGUGAAAGAUUUGUCGAUGCGGCCUUCUCCAUUUCCAGUUUAAAACUUCAUAGCCACUUUGAUAUUAUGGAAGUAUGCCUGCCUUUACUCUGCCAGGAUAAAAUAAAUGUUGUUGAAAAAUAUUGUGCUAGAAAUGCUCUACAACAAGAGCAGUUUUUGAAACUAUUGGACAGGCUUUGUGAUCCUAGAAUUAAUGCUUUUUGCAUUCCAACGACAUUGAGUUUCAGUGAAGUUACCAAAUCAGAUCGGUUACAGUGCAAAAGUUUGAUUAAAUUAGCAAUUAGAUUAGCUAAGCUGUUUGAAAUAGAUAUUAAUCGAUGCGAAAAUAUAUUGAAUUCUUCAAAAUUAAAAGCUCUUGGCUACCUCAUGUACCGGUAUUUUGUUGAAAAAAGUUUGCAAACUGUUUCUAAUUUUCGAGAUCUCUGUGAGUCAACCCUUGAAGGAGGAUCACUAUACUUGAAGGAGAAUUUUAUCAAUAAACUCUCGUACUAUGACUAUUUUGAAGCAGCUUAUUGGACAAAGAGAUUGGGUGUUACAGAAGAUGCUGUACCCCAAUCCGUGUGGCGCUAUGUAGAUCAAAUAGAUUCGGAUAAUGAAAAUAAUUUUUCAGAUGAUUCUAUCAAUAAUGAAGAUUAUUUAAAUUUACAAAUAUCCACUGAUAGGAUUAUAUUAAUUUCUAAAAAACAUGAAUUUCUUGAUGCUCUUAGAGCUUUAUCUAAACCAGGGAACAUUAUAGGAAUCGAUGCAGAAUGGAGACCCACGCUAACAUUUAGUGGAUCGUCUCCAAGAAUGGCUCUACUGCAACUUGCACUGAUUGACCGAGUUUUUCUUUUUGAUAUGUUGGCUCUAGUCGACUCCUUAGACGAUAUUUGUUGGAGAUUAUUCUCGGAAAAAAUCUUUCUUAAUGAACAAACAAUAAAACUAGGAUUUUCAAUAUCUGGGGAUUUUACAAUGCUUGUUCAAACGAUUCCAGCAUUGAAAUAUGACUUAGAACUUUCAAAGAAUGUUGUCGAUAUCUUAACGUUGAGAGAUAAUUUAACAAAAGUUGCUCCUAAUUUCUUCAUUCAAUCUGAACAACAAAAAUAUAAUUCGAAUUUGAAAGGAUUAAGUGAAUUAACAAACUUUAUACUUGGAAAACCUUUAAAUAAAAAUGAACAGGCUUCAAAUUGGGAAAAAAGACCGCUAACUAAAAGACAAUUAUACUAUGCUGCUUUGGAUGCUCACUGUUUAAUUGAUGUCUAUAUCCAAUUGAAAAGUGCUUGUCUUGAAAGAGGACUGAAUUUCGACGCACUACAUUGCAUCUCCAUUUUUCAUUUUGACGGACAAAAGAAAACCAAAAGUCAGAGAACGCGCGAUCGUUUUAAAGAAAAAUUGAAAUCAGAACAAACUGUAACAGACAAGCAGGUACCAGAAGUAGGCGAAAAGAAAACAGAAUGGAUUAGUCCUCAAGAGUUAAGAGUGGUUGUUGAUUCUAUGCUCGCAGGUUUGGGUCGGGAACUUCGAAAAAUUGGAAUUGAUGCAAUGAUAAUUGAGAAUAACCACAAAGCUCACUAUGAGUGUGCCGAAAUAGCUCUUAAAGAUAAUCGAAUAGUCCUUACAUCGGGUAGUCCUUUCUUAUCACUACGUUCGCAACUUGGCGAAAAAUUAGUAUUCAAUAUAGCGACGUGCAAGCUGACGGAUCAAGUUAAUCUAGUUGUUAAUCAUUUUAAAGUUAAAGUAUCUAUUGGUGAUAUUUUCAGUCGUUGUGUAAUAUGUAAUGGAGACAAAUACAUGUUUGUCAGACCUGAGCAAUUAAUAAAGGCAAAAGAAAUGAAUGACAAGAAGAAAUCGUGUGAAAGGGAAAAGUCUCCAAGACUUCGAAAAUAUGGCUCAAUUUACAGAACUAAAAAAGAAAUUUUGAGAGCGAAAUCAAAAAAGAUCCGAUUUGACGAAUUAAAUUAUGAAUCUUUAUGUGUGGGAAACGGCGUACCAAUUCAAUUGAACACAAUAUCGACACAUAAAUUAAAAGAAGUGAAAGAGUUAUACAUUUGUUGUACUUGUGGAAAAGUAUACUGGGAAGGUGUACACUAUGCAGAUACUUGCAGUAAAUUCUCACAAAUUUUAAAUAACCACAAAGAUUCUUAA
Messenger RNA from Dimorphilus gyrociliatus, 3050 nucleotides. The record is from the annotation of a GenBank genome assembly. Lineage: Eukaryota; Metazoa; Annelida; Polychaeta; Dinophilidae.